CUAUAUAAAUAGGGGAUGGAGGAUCUUCCCUCAUUCGACAACUAGUGCCUGCUGCAAACAUGUUGAAAAUAACCGCCAUUUUGUCGUUAUUUCUGAUUGGAAGUGUAUGGGGUCAAGGAAUAUCCUGCGACUCGUGCGGAAGUGAAUGCGCUUCCGCCUGCGGUACACGUCACUUCCGCUCCUGUUGCUUCAACUACCUUCGCAAGAAACGACCUGACAACUUUAAGAUGCAGCAUUAUUAUGAUGGCCAGCGACAGAACAAACCCUUCUUCAUAGAAAACCUUCCAGACGACAGUUUUAGAUGGUUCGCCAAUGACCCUUACGGCCUCUUUGACGGUGUAGAUGAAUAAUAUGCGGGAAUAAUAAAACUAAUAUUUAACCUCACGAAUUUCCAACAUUAAUGUGUUGUGGAACUCAAGUAGCCAUUUCUAAACGAGAUUUCCUUUCAUUACGUUGGAUCAUCAAAUAAGUA
Pieris rapae (cabbage white) is the source of this 472-nucleotide messenger RNA. RefSeq lists its product as uncharacterized. The transcript is spliced from 3 exons. The record is from RefSeq and is a predicted model, not a curated record. Bases 60 to 350 code for a protein of 96 amino acids. Lineage: Eukaryota; Metazoa; Arthropoda; Insecta; Lepidoptera; Pieridae.